This is a messenger RNA of Setaria italica (foxtail millet), 354 nucleotides long. RefSeq lists its product as uncharacterized. The transcript has a single exon. Bases 1 to 354 code for a protein of 117 amino acids. The record is from RefSeq and is a predicted model, not a curated record. NCBI's taxonomy places the organism in Eukaryota, Viridiplantae, Streptophyta, Magnoliopsida, Poales, Poaceae.
AUGUUCGAAAGGGCAUUAUGUGAUCUUGGUGCAAGUGUGAGCGUCAUGCCUAAAGUUGUGUUCAAGAAGCUACGCCUGCUGGAGCCAGAACCAACUGCUAUGUGCUUGGAGUUGGUGGACAACACCGUUCGCUAUCCUGAAGUCAUUGUUGAAGAUGUACCUGUGAAGAUCAUGAAUCACUUUGUCCUUGUUGACUUCGUAAUACUCGAGAUGGGAGAAGGAGCUAAAUCCCCACUCAUCCUGAAGAGGCCGUUCCUGAAGACCGCAAGAGCAAACAUAGAUGUUGGGAAGGGCGAGAUCAAGUUCGAUAUUAAUGGCACUAUGAGCACAUUCAAUUUUCACCCAUACUUUUAG